Aspergillus candidus is the source of this 823-nucleotide messenger RNA. RefSeq names its product putative haloalkanoic acid dehalogenase. The transcript has a single exon. NCBI's taxonomy places the organism in Eukaryota, Fungi, Ascomycota, Eurotiomycetes, Eurotiales, Aspergillaceae. Bases 21 to 731 code for a protein of 236 amino acids. The record is from RefSeq and is a predicted model, not a curated record.
AUCAAACUGCAACUACCAUAAUGUCCCGUCUUUCUGACUACCGCCUCCUGACCUUCGAUGUCUACGGCACGCUGGUAGACUGGGAAACGGGGAUUCUCACCGCACUAUCCCCGCUUCUCUCCCGCAGCACCUUGAACUUCACACGGCAACAAACCCUAUCCAUAUACCAAGAGCACGAAAGCAAACAGCAAAUUCUCACUCCAGACAUGGCCUACUCCACCCUCCUAACAACCAUCCACCCCGCCCUAGCCAAGUCAUUCUCCGCGCCGCCCCCAACGGCAACCGACAGCGCCGCGUUCGGAGCUUCCAUCGGCACGUGGCCCGCCUUCCCCGACACAGUCAACGCCUUGAGCCGUCUCUCAAAGCGGUACAAGCUGGUUGUGCUGUCCAACGUGGACCGGGCCUCGUUCGCGAAGACCAACGAAGGCAGUCUGCAGGGGUUCCCAUUCGACUUGAUCAUCACGGCGGAGGAUAUCGGGUCAUAUAAGCCGAAUGUGCGAAACUUUGAGUACAUGCUGGGGGCUGUGGGGGAGAAGUUUGGAGUGGCGAAGGGCGAGGUGCUGCAGACGGCACAGAGCCAGUACCAUGAUCAUCAUCCGGCACGGAAGGUAGGAAUCAAGUCUGUGUGGAUUGAGAGGGAGGGAGGGACGAUGGGAAAUAUGGAGGAGAAGGUGUUCGAUUGGCGGUUUGGGACGUUACGGGAGAUGGCGGAUGCGGUGGAUGGCGUAUAGAUGGCAUUUUGCCGUGUGGGCAUUCCGAUAUUUCCCUUAUAAUCGGUAGGAAUAGGAUGCUGGUUUUCAGGACUGUAGAGAGAUCAAUACUU